This is a messenger RNA of Thecamonas trahens ATCC 50062, 1834 nucleotides long. RefSeq names its product methionyl-tRNA synthetase. Gene Ontology annotation, biological process: methionyl-tRNA aminoacylation. The record is from RefSeq and is a predicted model, not a curated record. Gene Ontology annotation, molecular function: ATP binding; methionine-tRNA ligase activity. Bases 1 to 1665 code for a protein of 554 amino acids. The transcript is spliced from 2 exons. Lineage: Eukaryota; Apusomonadida; Apusomonadidae.
AUGCGCGCUGCGGCGGCGACAUCGGGCUCACGUGGUGGUACCAAGAUGGUGACUACACCGAUCUUCUACGUCAACGGGCCGCCGCACCUGGGGCACGCGUUUACGGCGGUGGUGGCGGACGCAGUGACGAGAUGGGCAAACGUGCGCGCCGGCGAGGAGACGACGGUUCUGGUCUCAGGCACCGACGAGCACGGCCUCAAGGUCCAUCAGGCGGCCGAAGUGGCCGGCAAGGCACCACUCGCACUGUGCGAUGAGGUUGCAGCCCAAUUCUCGUCGAUGGUAGGCGAGAUAGGCGCCGAGGCGGCCGACUUUGUGCGGACAACCGAGGCACGGCACAUCGCCGAGGUCCAUAACGUGUGGCGGGCGCUGGAUGACGCUGGCCUCAUCUACUCGGGUGCGUACGAGGGCUGGUACUCGGUGCCGGACGAGGCCUUUGUUCCGCUCUCGUCGUGCGUCUUUUCUGACGGCGAGGAGCUGCCGCGGGCGGCAGACUCGGGCCACGUGCUCGAGUACGUGCGCGAGCCCAACUACAUGCUCUCGCUCGGGGCGCUGCUCCCGCGGGUGGCGGCGCACCUCGCAGCAACGCCCGACUGGGUGGUGCCGAGCAACCAGGCAGCGGCACUCCAGCGGAUGCUGGCCUCGGGCGAGCUGCCAGACCUGGCCAUCUCUCGCCCGGCCCAGCGGGUCAAGUGGGGUAUUGAAGUGCCCGGCGACCCGUCGCAGCUCAUCUACGUCUGGCUCGACGCGCUUACCAACUAUCUGACGCUUGCACGGCGGCCACAGGCCGACACCGGUAGACAGCGGGCCUGGCCGCCGGCGGUGCAGGUCAUCGGCAAGGACAUUCUCAAGUUCCACGGGGUGUACUGGCCGGCCAUGCUACUUGCGCUCGACGAGGCGCUGCCGGAUCAACUCUUGGUCCACUCGCACUGGACGGUCGACUCGACCAAGAUGUCCAAGUCGCUCGGCAACGUGGUCACGCCUUCCGAUCUGGUGGGCGCCGCCGGCUCGGUCGACGCCGCCCGCUACUUUCUGCUCACCGAGAACAAUCUCGUCGACGACGGCAACUACUCGCACACCCAGCUGGCGCAGCGAGUUGCUGAGCUUGCGGAUACAUUUGCCAACGUUCUGCUGCGGACCACGUCCAAGGCGCUGAACCCGGGACACGAGCUCGCGCCGCCCGGCCUGCCGGCGGCCACCUUCGCUGGCGCUGCGCCCGAGUGUGCCGCCCUGCUGCGGGCUCUCGACGCUGUGCCGACCGCCGCUGCAGACGCCUUUGAUAGCCAUGGCUUUGCCCGCGGCAUCAGCGAGAUCAUGGACCUCCUCCGCGCCGCCAACAAGGCGACCCAGGCGCUCGAGCCGUGGGUCCUGGUCAAGUCGGCGAACGAACAGGAUCGUGCUCUCGCCAGCGAUCUGGUCACGUACGUCCUCGCCAGCGUCGAAACUGCCGCGUUGCUGCUCCAGCCGGUCAUGCCGGGCGCCACCGCCACCAUUCUCGACUAUCUUGGCGUUCCGACCAGUUCGCGUGCGGUGAGCGACGAGCUGUUGGCCGCGCCUGUCGCGGCUGCGCUCGACCGCACCGCAAUGCCGCGGCCGCUCGGCGAUCCGUCGCUCUCGCGCAAGGCCAACGCGCAGCGACUGCGGCUGUUUACCAAGCUUCCGCGGUGAGGGGAGGCAUACACACGCAACUCUCGCAUUCAAUCGUAGCUCUUCUGGAUAAGAUACAGGUCCUCGAGAAUCUCCUGCUCCUGCAGCGCAAACGAGGUCCCGCCCGAGAUGCGCGGGGCCGGGGCGAGCGAGGUUGAGCCGCCACCGGGCAGCGGUGUGGCGGUCUCGG